Penicillium taxi is the source of this 900-nucleotide messenger RNA. RefSeq lists its product as uncharacterized. NCBI's taxonomy places the organism in Eukaryota, Fungi, Ascomycota, Eurotiomycetes, Eurotiales, Aspergillaceae. Bases 1 to 900 code for a protein of 299 amino acids. The record is from RefSeq and is a predicted model, not a curated record. The transcript has 4 exons.
AUGCCAUUCUCAUUCUGGUCAAAUCUGCAAUUAUGGGAAAAGCUGAGCAUCGUACUGAUGGCUUCGAUUCUACUCACCUUCAUCGGUGCCUUUUGCGUUCUUGCACAUAAUCGAUGGAGGACACGCAGAUACACGGAGAUUGAAGCCCAGCAAAAAUUGGAGGAAGCUGAUAUGUUCCCGAUGCUGAAUAUGGAUGAUAUACCAUUCGGUGCUAGAGCUCUUGAGAGAGGUCAUCAUGUCGACGGUGUUUGGGUCGGCACACUCAACGCACCGAUUGUAGGCCCAUACCAACCUGAUACCAUCUGUGCAACCCGGUCAUUCAGUUCAGGACCAAGGCCAUACACUAUUCGUCCGCCAUCAACACUGCAAUUGGAAAGUACCCCAGGCUCAUCAUAUGUGCCGAGUUUUGACGGACCAGCAACAACCAUAGAGAAUGAUGUUAUUGAAGCUGCUAACCACGGAAAUAAGUAUUACACACCUGGCGUAUCUGCCCACGAUGGAACGUCCAGUGUCCCAACUUCGUCCAGCAACUUCAAUCGCCGAAGCGAUAGUGCACCUACAAACGGGAAACGGACCAGUCUUUUAAAGCGUGCAAGCCACUUGUUUGAACACAAAAAGUCCAUUUCAGAUGUCGGCGGACGGGUUGAGAUGGAUCUGGGAGCCGAUGGCUGCAGAGAUUCUGGUUUUCAUACUCCACCCGAGGAAAUCCAAACUCGACGCAAGCAUAGGAACCUUCAACGGAGAAGAUCAUCAGAGGAGUUCAGACGUCGGAUGAGCCAGAUUUUCAACGACAGAAUCCGCAUGAACAUGCCAGUGGAUCGACUGCAAUUCAACUCAGAGUUGCAGGCAUCUCGAGGAAGAAACUUUCGACGAUCAAUCCUUGGGGCUUUCCGUGAUUGA